Messenger RNA from Daphnia magna, 1072 nucleotides. RefSeq names its product ly6/PLAUR domain-containing protein 6B. Gene Ontology annotation, molecular function: acetylcholine receptor regulator activity. The transcript has 4 exons. Bases 451 to 999 code for a protein of 182 amino acids. Lineage: Eukaryota; Metazoa; Arthropoda; Branchiopoda; Diplostraca; Daphniidae. The record is from RefSeq and is a predicted model, not a curated record.
AGAUACGCUCCGAUCACCAGUUGGAUGGUGGAUAGCGAGACGCUCACAACUCGUAGUCUUUCCUUCCGAUAUUCAUUUUCCCCAGCGAAAUAUAUUUUUUUCACUGAACUGACCAUUUUUUGUUUUUUCUUGUUUAUUUUCGUUGAGUGCGCCGUUGACGCUCCGUUUCCUUCAAAUAUCCGCCACCUAGUCUACUCGCCUCCAUUUACAGUGCGAUAUGAUGGAUAGGCUGUGUCCGUACAUGUGAACUGAAUCGUGUCCAAAACGAUCGGCGAUGAUGGAUUAAAAGAAACUCGGUCUAACUUCAAACGUAUUUUUCAUUCUUCCUACUAUUUUUUGCUGUCGGCUUCUUUCUGAUUCAUCUCUGGCCGCUUUCCGUUGGCCGAUUCGAGACUAAGAUCUUAUCACUAGCCCCUCCCGGAAGGGGAAACGGAAUCCGCAGUUGGCAUCAUGGAUCAUUGGGCAAUAUCGUCGAUGCUGGCCACCGUUUUCGCGCUGGCCGCUUUGACCGCAAGGCCCGGCUCAGCUCAAAUGAUGUCCAUUGAAGAGGAUAGAUUUGGACAUCUUUUCGACAUCGAUUCCGCCUCAGACGAAAUGGCCUGCUACUAUUGCGUCAACGUGACUAGCAACGAGAUUUGCAACCGCUUCGCCAUUGAAAGACCCUGCCCAACAGAAGAUUUGAGCGUUUGCCACACACAUCACGUGAUGGACGAUCGGGGGGAAACGUUGGCCGUCACGAAAACGUGCGCUACUCCGCAAACAUGUUUCUCGCAAGUCGGUUGCCGUCGAGAUAAAUCAACCAAUCAGACGGUGUGCGUCAAUUGCUGCGAUUUGCGUUACUGCAACGUGGAAGUGGCGUUCAACGCCAGUACGGCCGUUUUCCAUCGGUCAAACGACGACGGGACGGCCGCCUUUUCGUCGGCUACUCACGAAAUUAAUGGGACGACCGCAACGGCCGUCCUUCUCGGCCUACUAUUCCUCUUUUCAACAUCAAUUUAACCUGAUUCAAAAGAAAAUUGACGUGUAAAUUUCUGCAGUCAUAUCAGAACCGAAUGAAUAAUUUUGUUUUGUU